GUAAUUUACACGUCGUCGUGGUUUGUGGAGCGUUUGUGAGUCAAUAAAUCGUUUCAGACGAGCAGGAAUCACAGACAGAACGCCUUAGCCAUGCCGUCACUCAUCAAAGACCUGGCCGGCUACUUCCUAGGCAGUGUACCUGAGGCAAGCAAAGCAAGGCCACCUGCCACGACGCCGGCGCAGCGCGACGACAAAACGGACGCAAAAACCUGGUGGUGGGAGACCCGCGAAACAGAUAGAGACGCCUUCGCGAGCAGCCGGCACCGCGCGCACCUGCCGCGCUGCAAGCGGACGGGCCGCCCGCUCAAAAUCCUCGCGCUGCACGGCCGCGGGAGCAACAACGACAUCACGGCGAUUCAGCUUUCCUCAUUAGAAGUCCCGACGCGCUGCGUCGCCGACCUGCUCUCCGCGCCGCGUGACUCGAGCCCGCAGAGCGACGUGUUUCAUAUGUUGUCGAACCGGCCCUUUCACGAGUGGGGCCAUGAUGAAAAGGCCUUAAAAGGCGUCCUGGCCUACAUUGAGCGGUACGGUCCCUACGACGGGCUCUACGGCUUCAGCCAAGGCGCCGCCGUCGUCACCGCGCUGUCAAAGCCGGGCGUCGCCGAGGGCUUCGGCUCGAAGCGGACGUGGCGCUUCGUCAUAUGCGCCUGUGGAGUGCCGCCGCCGGGCGACGGGACGGUAGAUCUGCCGUCGCUACAAAUUUCGGGCAGGCGGGACCCGUUUCUCUCAGCAUCGCGCGCGCUGGCCGACGUCUACGAGGCUCCCGUGCUCCUGGAGCACGCGGGUGGCCACGAGCUGCCCCUGAAAUUGCGCCACGACGCGCGGUUCAAGGACGCGCUCGACGCGUUCUUCGACCGCGUGCUCGAGCUCUAG
This is a messenger RNA of Pelagomonas calceolata, 873 nucleotides long. Lineage: Eukaryota; Pelagophyceae; Pelagomonadales; Pelagomonadaceae. The record is from the annotation of a GenBank genome assembly.